Molecule: messenger RNA, 999 nt
Organism: Aegilops tauschii subsp. strangulata
Lineage: Eukaryota; Viridiplantae; Streptophyta; Magnoliopsida; Poales; Poaceae
Source: RefSeq, a predicted model, not a curated record
AUGGCCGCAGAGGAGAGGGAGUUCGUCGAGUGGACGGGAGCUACUGGGGGGUCCAGCGACGCCGGUGCUGGGGUCCCCCUUGUUGAAGACGUGGUCGAGGAGUCGGCCGAAGAGGAGACCGAGGUGGAUGACUCCUCGGCCCCGGGGAGGAAACGUGUCCUGCGGCGGGCUAGCUCCGGCGAGCCGGUCCGGCCCGGCAGGACCACGCAGCGGCAACAGGCCCAUGCGCCGCCCGCGCACCAGACGAGGGCUGCGGCAGUGCAGAAGGCUGCGGCUGCCGCCUCUUCCUCAUCCAAGCGGCGCAGGACGCCUUCGCCUUCCCCUCACCUUGCGUACGCCGCCCCGGAGGCCAACUUCGAUCUUGGGUCCGUCAGCCCGAAGAGGAAGAGGAGGCCAGCGGAGGAGGACGAGAGGAGAGCGGCAACAGAGGAGCCGCUGAGGGCCGCCCCCGACACACCGCCCCCAUCGACCACGCCACCCAGAGGGGCGUCCCCAGCAAGGGCAUCUACCACCGAGCCCACGCGCACGGAUGAAGAGGAGGCGAGCUUGAGUGCUGGUGGCUCCUUUCCGGCAACGAACGUUGGCGGGGAGGGAACCACUUCUUCUCAGCUUGGCACGGACCCUCCCUUGAUGGACCAGGAGGAUAUCGACACCAUCAUCGAGGAGGUCACCAAGGAUGCUGCUGGGGAAGCCGCAAGUCCGCCGCCGAGGAGGCCGCCAAGGGGCCUGCCGGGGAGACCGGCGAGACCGUUGCUAGGGAGGCCGACAAAGGGGCCUGCCGGGGAGCCCGACAAGGCUGCUGCCGAGAAGGCCGCCAAGGAGCUCGCCGAGGUGGAGGUGGCCAACGACCAACCUUCCUCCCCUGCAGCCCCUGCCCCAGGCAAGUACCUGAGGGUGGGAGACGACCUGUUCAUCCACCCCCUGGGGACGACAAGUACCAGGGUGCCAGCCGAAGGGGAGGUGUUUGAUGAUGAGGCGCUCGCCACAUCCGGGCUCUAG